Morchella importuna is the source of this 1257-nucleotide messenger RNA. RefSeq lists its product as uncharacterized. The transcript is spliced from 3 exons. The record is from RefSeq and is a predicted model, not a curated record. Bases 1 to 1257 code for a protein of 418 amino acids. Gene Ontology annotation, cellular component: peroxisome. Lineage: Eukaryota; Fungi; Ascomycota; Pezizomycetes; Pezizales; Morchellaceae. Gene Ontology annotation, biological process: fatty acid beta-oxidation; phenylacetate catabolic process. Gene Ontology annotation, molecular function: acetyl-CoA C-acyltransferase activity.
AUGUCAGCCACAGCUCGUCUAACCCAGAUCACCAAUCAGAUUCUCCCAAGCACCGCCUCUCCCCGCGACCGCCUGGCAGAGAAGCACGCCGAUGACGUUGUAAUAACAUGUGCGCUACGAACUGCCCUGUGCAAAGGAGGGAAAGGAUCCUUCAAAGAUACGCCAGCUCAAGACCUCCUUGCAGGAGUCCUCAAGGGCUUGAUUGAACGCUCAGGAAUCGAUCCGAGCCUCGUCGAGGACAUCCAUGUUGGAUCUGUUCUCGCACCUGGUGGUGGUGCGACUGAGUUUCGUGCUGCCAGCUUGGUGGCAGGGUUUCCCGUACAAACCGCAGUGUAUGGAUUAAACAGACAGUGUGCGAGUGGACUACAGGCGGUCGUGAAUGUGGUUAACGCGAUCAAGUCGGGGAUGAUUGAAGUUGGAGUUGGUGCAGGUGUUGAGUCUAUGAGCACCCAAUAUGGCCCUGGUGCUGUGACUGAGUUCUCGGAGCUCCUCGAAUCCCACCCAGAAGCCAAGAACUGCAAGGUUCCUAUGGGAGUUCUUUCUGAACAAAUGGCUAAGGACCGUAAAAUCCCACGCACAGCACAAGACGCAUUUGCCGCCCAGUCUUUCCAGAAAGCCGAAGCUGCCCAAAAGGCCGGUCUCUUCGACGAGGAGAUCUACCCUCUCGAAGUCAACUUCGAGGACCCCAAGACCAACGAAGUGAAGCGCAUCACCGUCUCCCGCGAUGACGGAAUCCGCCCUGGUAUGACCGCUGAAGGUCUUUCCAAGAUCCGCCCCGCGUUCGCUAAGGAUGGGUCCAUCCAUGCCGGGAACGCGUCGCAAAUCACUGAUGGCGCUGCUGCAGUCCUUCUGAUGCGUAGGUCGACUGCCGAGAAGCUUGGACAGAAGAUUAUCGGAAAAUUCGUUGCUGCUUCUAUUGCUGGUGUUGAGCCACUGUUGAUGGGAAUUGGGCCAUGGGCCGCCAUCCCGAAGGUGUUUGCGAAAACAGGGAUCACGAAGGAAGAUGUCGAUAUCUUCGAGAUUAACGAGGCGUUCGCGAGUCAGUGUUUGUGGUGCGCGAACGAGCUCGGUUUGGACCCGAAGAAGAUUAACCCUAAGGGAGGUGCUAUCGCUUUCGGACAUCCGCUUGGGUGUACAGGUGCGAGACAGGUUAGCACCCUGUUAACGGAGUUAAAGAGAACAGGUGGAAAGAUCGGAGUUACUAGUAUGUGUAUUGGGACAGGAAUGGGAAUGGCGAGUGUUAUCGUCGCUGAAUAG